Molecule: messenger RNA, 504 nt
Organism: Papilio machaon (common yellow swallowtail)
Lineage: Eukaryota; Metazoa; Arthropoda; Insecta; Lepidoptera; Papilionidae
Exons: 3
Coding region: 71-361 (96 amino acids)
Molecular function (GO): protein binding
Source: RefSeq, a predicted model, not a curated record
CGUAACGUCUGGAAUCAAGUAGUCGUGAUCGAGAGAGCGGAGUAAAACACGUCUGAGUUGCGGACGAAAAAUGAAAUACUUUACCUUGUUUAUUUUUGCGGUGCUGGUGGUGUCGGUGUCCUGUCGGCCUGACAAGCAGGACCUGAAACAGCUGAAGGCGGAAGCGGCGCGCAAGAAAGCCUGCACCCAAGACUGUAGCAGCGCUAAAUUUGAACCCAUCUGCGCUGGCAAGCAGGGCGAGAAGCCCAAGUCGUUUGGCAGCGAGUGCGUCAUGAACAAUUACAACUGCGAGCACAAAGACACACUGCACAAGAUCAGCAAAGGUGAAUGCCCUGGGUCGGAUGGUAUCCGCUUAUCUUAAGAACACAACUUCUUAUACAAGUUUCAAUAUUAUCGUUGUUGUAAACUCAUAGCUUUGCUCUCUAAAUAAAUUUAAUUUGCUUAUUAUUAAUUUAUAUACAGCUUGUAUCAAAGUAACUGUGAUGUAAUAUAGGAAUAAAAAUG